Molecule: messenger RNA, 2919 nt
Organism: Closterium sp. Yama58-4
Lineage: Eukaryota; Viridiplantae; Streptophyta; Zygnematophyceae; Desmidiales; Closteriaceae
Source: the annotation of a GenBank genome assembly
AUGGGUUGUGAGAGUCAACGACAGAAUGAUACGACUCCCGGACCGCCACCUUCCGCGCGGUCUUCAAGCAGAAUGCAACAAACUUGGCUUGCCGCUUCCGCCAGCGGCGGAGACGGCCGCGGAGACGCGGCAGCGGCGGCUUUCACGCGAAAUCCCCUGCAUUUUCGUCAGCAGGCUACCGCGUCGCCCGCCGCCAUUCUCGGCGCGUCUCCCGCCGCAAUACCCGCCUCAAUGCCGUUUACAACCGCCCAAGCCGCAGCCGCGGCCGGUUUUCGGACGGAAAUGGCUCCCGCGGCGCCAUUUUCGUCGCCGGGUAUCACGGCAGGCGUCGAGCCCGUGCCGUUUUCGGCUCUUGCCGCGUCGUCAGCUCUGUGGAGCGCAUUGGCGCAACAGCGCUCGUUGGCGCAACAGAUCUCGUCGGCGCAACAGCGCUCGUCGGCGGAACAGUUCUCGUCCGCGCAAGAGCUCUCGUCGGUGCGACAGAUCUCGUCAGCGCAACAGCAGCGGCAAAUGUCGGCGGAAGAGCUGCUCUCCUCGGCGGAACAGCUGCAGAUGUCGUCCGUCAUCGCCGCAACUUCCGCCGGAGACGGCGGCGGUCGCGUCGGCGACGACGCGACUUCGCAGGGAGUCGCAACGCUGCGACCGCCGCCCAGCGGCCGACCGCCGGACGACUCCAGCGAACCGUCGCUUGAGCUGAGUGAUUGGCUUACGCGAAUCACUCGAAUCCCUGACCCUUUGGGUGGUCUGCGCAGUGGCAGUGAUAACCCGAUUUCGGGCAAUAACCAACAUAAUGUCGCUGGUCGCACGUCUAUUUCCGCUUAUGUGGGGGAGCAUAUGAGCGACGCGUUUUCCUGGCGCGCGGGGAGCUUCCGCCGGUCACCCGCCGAGCGCGCAAUGCCCCCCGGCGAGAAGGGGGACGGCGCCUCAGCGGAGUUUUUCUCGUAUCCGCGUGAGCCCCGCGCAGCACAGGGGGGCGCAGUGAACGCGGGCGGAUUUUGCACAGGCGGCGGCGGAAGCGUGGGUGACGCUAGUUUAGGGGCUUCAGGACGGGAGCAGAUAGGAGAUUCCGGAACACCGCGUUGGAGAGGAGUGGCAAAGGUAGAGUCGGCUGCAUCAGCAGCUGCUAUGGGGCUAGGGGCUUUUGGGAGCCUUCAGAGGCUUCAGGAGUUUCAGGAGGUAAAGGGGAUUCAAGAGGGGUUUGCGGGAUUUGGAGGCGGUGGUGAUUCUUUUGAAGGGCGCGCAUCAGUAACAACACUAGAACCAACGUCCCCUGCUGUUCAAUUCGCUGCAGCGGGUGCCGCAGCAGCUGCUGCUGCUGCCGCUGCUGCUGCUGCCGCUGCUGCUGCUUCUGAUGCCGCUGAUGUUCCCAGUGUCGAUCCAGUACCUCUUUCUGGAGCAGGCUCGGACUCGCUUGGCUCGACAGAGGUCCGGUCACCCCCCGGCCUCGCCCAGCAGCGGUUGUUCAGCCUUGGAGGGCCAUCCUUGUCCCCGCUGCUAGACUCCACUGCCUGGCCACUCGCAGAGCAGGGAGGUGCAACUCCCUUGCCUGGAGGGGCCCUGCCUGUGCCGCUGCCAGAGCAGCAUCCUCGUUAUAAGGAAGCAGCAUCACCGCAGCUGAGGCCGAAACGCGAAGCUUGUGAGGAGGAAGCAGCGGGAGAUGGAGGAGUUGCCUCAGGGGAUGCGAGGAGGAGAAGGCUUUCCAUGGACCACGGUUUCGUGUCACCCAGGAUUGCACACACUGCAACUUACAAUGCGACUCAUGGCGCAACUCAGACUGCGACUCGCAGCGCGAUUCAAAUCGCAACCGACAACGCGAUACAAAUCGCAACGUACAGCGCGAUUCAAAUCGCGACUCGCAGCGCAAUCCAGAGCGUGACUCACAGCGUGAUUCACAGCGCGACUCACGGCACGCCCCACAAGGCGUCAGAAUUCUCGCCUUCAAAGGGGCCCUCGGAAACGUUUUUGGAUCCUCCUGAGCACUCAGGAUUGCCUCUACCAGCACCUGCCCCAGUCCCAGCAGCAUCAGCAUCAGCAUCAGUAUCAGCAUCAGCAUCAGCAUCAGCAGCAGCAUCAGCAUCAAGCUCCCAGCAAAUGACAGGCGCCUGCGCUGCAGGAUCUCAAUGGUUCCCCGCCGCCCAGGCGGCCGUGUCCAAGUCAUUGGCACACUACGCAGUGCUCUCAAAAUGGGCUGCGGAAUCCAGUGGGGGGAGAAGAGAGGCCAACCGGGCGGCGGCAGCAGCAGGAUCCUCUCGAGCGCAUCAGCCAGAGCAACGCGUGGCAGACAUCUCACCUGGAGGAGCAGGGCCCACAGCAACGCCUGGCGAUUGGAUGCGCCCAUCCACCACUUCCUCUGCCUCCGCUCUUCACGCACCUCCAAAGGAAUCGUUUUACCACUCACGGGAAUUUCAGCAGCGCCUGGGAGAGGACUCGUCGGAAGGAGGGGGUUUGCAGUGGAUGCGUCCAUCUGCUGGGUCAUCCUCUUCGGCUUUAACUUCAGAUGCCACUCCCAGCCAGCCAGCCCGUGCUGCUGAGAGCUCCAUUGCCGCUAUACUGUCAUCGCAGGGACGGUUACAGGGUCAGGGAGAUGUUGAUUGGAGUGCUGUCAGUUCGGUAGGUGGAGCUGCAUAUCCCCCAUUUAAGCUGUCUCCACGAGAGAUGCACGAGUUUGUGCACUUGGGCGAACACCACAGCGAUGCACGUAGGGAGCAAGAGCAGCUUCGCCAUAAGAUUCUCCAGCAACAGCAAGCGGAUCGAGGAUUACCAGUGGAUAUGCAGCAGCAACAGCACCAAAAGGGUGUAGAGUGUAGUGAUCAGGCAGAGAGAAGCCAGGGUGCUGCUGUAGUGCAGCCAAAGAGUACAGAGGAUGGAGGAGCUGAUACUGAAUCUGGUGCUAGGCUGGACUUAAGAUUGUCACUGUGA